AUGAAGGAUUCGAAGCAGAAGAAGCUGAGCAAGAAGGAGAAGAAGCUUGCGAAGAAGCUUAAAAAGAAGGAGAAGAAGGUGGAGAAGAAGUUGCGGAAGCUCGACGCGAGCAAGAAGGCGAAGAAGCGCAAGCGCAGCAGCUCGUCCUCGUCCUCUCCGUCGUCUUCUUCCUCGGGUCCGCCCGCCGCGGCGCCAGCGCCCGCACGCGGAGCAGACGCGGGCGCUGAGGCGCGCGCGCCGGCGGUUGUGGAGCCCAGCCGCGAGAGCGUAGGGCUGCGGCUGCUGGGAGACGUGUACGCGGUCGGCAAGCCGAGCAGCGAGCUGCGCUGGGAGUACCCGCUGCGCGACGAGGUGCGGCGCUGCUUCGCGGGCGUUCUGCGGCCGCGGCUGCCGCAGGGCACGCUGCGGCGCCUGGAGGAGCUGGCGCGCGAGGGCGCCGCGUGGCACCAGCCGAAGAGGCCGAGGACGGGGGAGCUGCUGCCGCGGAAGACGGACUGGAUGACCGCGGAGGGGUGCCGGUGCGCGUACAGGUACGGCGGCGUGGAGGUGGGCCCCACGGAGUUCCCGGGCUGGAUGGCGGAGGUCAUGGAGACGGUGAUGCCGCUCUGCGGCAUCAGAGGCCAGGGCCGGUGGCCGAACUGCUGCAACCUCAACCUGUACGAGGACGGCGGCAUGUCCGUGGGCUGGCACGCCGACGACGAGGAGCUGUUCCAGGGCAAGGUGGGCGACUGCCCCAUCAUCUCCUUCUCGCUGGGGCACACGCGGACGUUUGAGCUGCAGGUGCUGGGCGCGCAGGGCGACGGCGAGCAGCCCCUGAGGAUCCCCCUGCACAGCGGAGACGUUCUCACCAUGGAGGGGCUGGUUCAGAAGCACUACCAGCACAGGGUGCCGAGGGAGAAGGCCCAGGGGGCGAGGAUCAACUUCACCUGGCGGUGGAUCAGGCAGCACCAGGCGAGGUGCCCCCUCGGCCGAAAGUAG
Prorocentrum cordatum is the source of this 978-nucleotide messenger RNA. Lineage: Eukaryota; Dinophyceae; Prorocentrales; Prorocentraceae. The record is from the annotation of a GenBank genome assembly.